AUGGCUAGGAGAGGAUUUGGAACCAAGGGACAGAAAAUAAGACUUCUAGGUAACCAUUUCAGUGUUGUCGUGAACAAGAAAGACGGCUACUUCUAUCAUUAUAGUGUUGCCAUGUCUUUUGAGGAUGGUCACCCACUUGAAGUGAAGGGUCUUGGGAGAAAGGUCAUUGAUAAGCUUUGUGAAACAUAUGAUGUCUUACCACGUAACAAGAGUUUCGCGUAUGAUGGUGAGAAAAGCUUGUUCACUGUUGGUCCUCUGGAACAUACCAAGCAGGAAUUUGUUGUUGUGCUGGAGGAAGUUUUGUCAAAGAGUCCUGGCAGCUCUAAUGAUGGAGGAGACAACAAGAGGAUGAGGCUCCAAUCUCGGUCCAAAACUAUUAAGGUGGAGCUAAAUUAUGCAGCGAAAGUCCCACUGCGAGCAAUAACAGAUGCAGUACGUGGUCAGGAUUCUGAGCGCUCCCAGGAAGCAUUGAGGGUCCUGGACAUUGUACUGAGGCAGUGUGCAGCAAAACAGGAAUGUCUCCUUGUACGACAAUCCUUCUUCCGUGACAUUCCAAGGAAUUUUACUGACCUUGCAGGUGGUAUUCAAAGUUGCCGUGGUUUCCACACAAGCUUUCGAGCCACUCAUGGGGGUUUAUCCAUCAAUGUUGAUGUCUCAACUACAGUGCUUGUAAAGCCCGGGCCUGUUUUGGACUUCCUUUGCCAGAAUCAAAAUGUUCAACAUCCAAACUCAAUUGAUUGGAUCAAGGCUAAAAGAAUGCUGAAAAAUCUAAGAGUCAAGGCCAAUAAUGUCGAGUACAAAAUCACCGGGCUGAGUGAAAAGCCCUGCAGGUCACAGACAUUUUUAUUAAGACGUGGAAAGAAUGCGAAUGGUGAAGAGCAGUCAAGUGAAAUGACAAUUUAUGAAUACUUCAAAGCCCAUAAAAAUAUUGAACUGCAUUAUUCUGCUGAUAUGCCAUGCAUCAAUGUUGGCAAACCAAAGCGUCCUUGUUACUUCCCUGUGGAGCUAUGUACAAUGGUCUCACUGCAGCGGUACACCAAGGCGCUUACAAAUUUACAAAGGGCCCAACUAGUGGAGAAGUCAAGGCAAAAACCCCAAGAAAGGAAAGCAGCUUUACAAGAUUCCUUAAGAGCCAGCAGAUAUGGUAAUGAGCCUAUGCUUCACUCUUGUGGGAUUACCAUUGAACCGAAUUUGAUUGAAGUUGAAGCACGUGUUCUGCAAGCUCCAAGGCUUAUAGUUGGGGAUGGAGUGGACAUUCUUCCCAGGAAUGGGCGCUGGAAUUUCAACGACAAGAAACUAGUUGAGCCUGAGAUGCUUAAGAAUUGGGCCAUUGUAAACUUCUCAGCUCGGUGUGAUAUGGAACGCCUGUUAAAUAUUAUCAGGAUUUGUUCUGAAAGGAAAGGGAUGCGCUUGAACCGUCCUUUGGGGAUAAUUGAAGAGGAUAAUCAUUGUAGACGUGAGUCAGCAGCUGUCAGGGUUGACAAUAUGUAUGAAAAUCUAAAGUCCAAACUGUCUGAGCGCCCUCAGCUUCUGUUAUGUCUCCUUCCAGAGAGAAAGAAUUCCGAGCUUUACGGACCUUGGAAAAAGAGAAGUCUUGCUAAGGAAGGGAUUGCAACCCAGUGCAUUGCACCCACGAAACUCAAUGAUCAGUACAUUACUAAUGUGCUUUUGAAGAUUAAUGCAAAGCUAGGUGGCAUGAACUCCUUUCUAUCAAUUGAGGAUGCAGAUUCCAUACCCCUAGUUUCUGAUAUUCCUACCUUGAUUCUUGGGAUGGAUGUUUCACAUGGAUCUCCUGGUCGUUCUGAUGUGCCAUCUAUUGCAGCGGUUGUAAGCUCAAGAUGUUGGCCUAAAAUUUCUCGUUAUAGAGCUGCAGUUCGUACUCAGUCGCCCAGAGCUGAGAUGAUUUCAUCUUUGUACAAGCCUGUUUCUGAUACUCAGGAUGAUGGUAUCAUCAGGGAGCUGCUAUUGGACUUCUACGCUACUUCUCAACAUAGGAAGCCUGAGCACAUUAUAAUUUUCAGGGACGGAGUGGGUGAGUCCCAGUUCAACCAGGUCCUGAACUUUGAGUUGGAUGAAAUUAUUAAGGCAUGUAAGCAUCUUGACGGCAAUGACGAGCGUUGGAAUCCCAAAUUCACUGUGAUCGUUGCACAGAAGAGACAUCAUACUAGGUUCUUCCAUGCAAACAAUGCUCAAGAAAAUGUUCCAGCUGGAACUGUUAUUGACAACAGUGUAUGUCAUCCUAGAAACAAUGACUUCUACAUGUUUGCUCAUUCUGGGAUGAUUGGGACAAGUCGACCUACCUAUUACCAUGUUUUACAUGAUGAAAUCGGGUUCUCAGCAGAUGCUUUGCAAGAACUAGUGCUCUCUCUAUCUUAUGUGUAUCAGAGGAGCACGACUGGCAUAUCAGUAGUUGCCCCCAUUUGCUAUGCUCAUUUGGCAGCUGCCCAAAUGGCACAGUUCGUCAAGCUUGAUGAUCUGUCUGAGACUUCUUCCAGCACAUCUUCAACUACGAUUCCUCAAAUACCCCGGCUUCAUAAAAGGGUUGCAAAUUCCAUGUUCUUUUGCUAACAUUUUAUUUUAUCUUUAUCUCCUUUCAUGGAAGGAAACCUAUGAGUUGAGUAUA
Molecule: messenger RNA, 2623 nt
Organism: Lotus japonicus
Lineage: Eukaryota; Viridiplantae; Streptophyta; Magnoliopsida; Fabales; Fabaceae
Product: protein argonaute 4A-like
Exons: 20
Coding region: 1-2568 (855 amino acids)
Biological process (GO): regulatory ncRNA-mediated post-transcriptional gene silencing
Cellular component (GO): cytoplasm
Molecular function (GO): protein binding; RNA binding
Source: RefSeq, a predicted model, not a curated record